Tuber aestivum (summer truffle) is the source of this 594-nucleotide messenger RNA. NCBI's taxonomy places the organism in Eukaryota, Fungi, Ascomycota, Pezizomycetes, Pezizales, Tuberaceae. The record is from the annotation of a GenBank genome assembly.
AGUCGAGUGAAGACACACUUGUCAGACAGGAGACAUGAUAUCUCAAUACACAGUAAACACCACCAACUUUCCUGCACGUCUUCGCAAGUUUCAAAUAGUGCUUCAGUCUGGUCUCCAGCCUCACCGGUCGCCCCCAGCCAUUUCGCGAAAGCGAUCAAUAAAACCCUCGGUAAUCUACCAACGGCCACCCAAUCCCAAGUUUCCAUAGAGAAACACGUUCCGCCCCCAGAACGGGACAGUACCCCAUUUUCCUCCAAGGAGCUCAAAGAAUACCCCACCGCUAUCUUUCCGGAAUCUUGCGAGAAGGGCAAAUUUCUCCCUCGUUUCCUAACCCAGACAAACGACCCUCAUUAGAUGGAUUACUCCAAAGACCUUCUACGCCCCAAUCCACGAGAGAGUGAGCAUCCACGCACUUCUCUACAACCUCCCUUGCAAACCCCCCCCCCACGUGUACUAUCGAACCGCCCCUUGGAAGUUCAUAUCCACUAGUACCGGAUCAGCAACGAGAUCUAUUCAACAACCACCAAUUCCUUUUCCCCGGUGAUGCGAUACACCUUCUCGUGCGCGCCCAGAGAACUUGGGAAUCCACGGGUG